AAAGAGCCCUUUACAUUUAUGUCGGUUGGCAACAUAAAAAUAAAAUAAAAAAAGAUGGUGGAGUGGAUUCUGGAUUCGAUUGGAUGCCGGCCGAAUUGAAUUGAUAGGACGCGUUGUAAAUUUGAUAUAUUUUGUGUGACUUGAGUAUAAUAUGGCUCGCAAUAAAUCGCCAUCAGCAACGUCUGAUAAAGACAAGAAAAAACCAAAGGAUAAGAAGAAAAAGAACGAUUCAGGAUCCAGUAGCAGCGAUAGUAGCGGCAGUUCAUCAGAGAGCAGUUCAUCAAGGUCAUCGUCACGGUCCUCCUCAAGCAGCUCCGGCAGCUCCUCGAGAUCUUCCUCGUCCAGCUCAUCCAGCAGCAGUAGCAAUGACCGCUCCAGGGCCAAGAAGAAGACAUCACCACAGAAGAGUCCAGUGAAGGAUCGUCGAGAGCCAGACCGGGAGAAGCUUCGGGACAGAUCACCACUUGGAGACAAAAAGAAGAUCUCAGCUCCAUCAUCUAAUGACAAGGCUAAAAGCAAGGACAAGCAUGACAGAUCUCCAGCAAGAAAAAAGAGAGAGCGUUCGCCGCCGCCGCGACCCACACGCAUCCACAUCGGGCGGUUGACUCUGAAUGUCACCAAAGACCAUCUUCAAGAGAUAUUCUCGACAUACGGCACUGUAAAAACUAUAGAGUUCCCGAUGGAUCGCCUGCAUCCGCACAACAGUCGCGGAUACGCCUACGUGGAGUUCACGAAUGCCGACGAAGCAGAAAACGCAAUGAAACAUAUGGAUGGAGGGCAGAUCGACGGGCAGGAGAUCACGGCGGCGCCGGUGCUGGUGCCGUCGCGGCCGCGCCGCCCGUCGCCGCGCCCGCCGCCGCGCCACGCGCCGCUCCGCCGACACUCGCCGCCGAGGUACCGCCGCCGCAGCCCCCCGCGACGCCGCUCGCCGCCGCGGCGCCGGCGCUCGCGCUCGCGCUCCCCGCCGUCGCGCCCCGCGCCGCGCCGCCGCCGCUCCAGAUCCCAAGCUCCCACAUCUAUUACAGUCUUAAGAACUGUUUAAGAUACAUUCUCUUGGCGUAUUAAUAAUUUCUUUAAGAUUUCAUAUUGUAAGAAUGUUGGGCAAUUAAAUAAUAGUGUAAAAA
Messenger RNA from Cydia strobilella, 1124 nucleotides. Its product is annotated as RNA-binding protein with serine-rich domain 1-A-like. The transcript has 8 exons. Gene Ontology annotation, molecular function: RNA binding. Gene Ontology annotation, cellular component: nucleoplasm; ASAP complex; cytoplasm. NCBI's taxonomy places the organism in Eukaryota, Metazoa, Arthropoda, Insecta, Lepidoptera, Tortricidae. Gene Ontology annotation, biological process: mRNA splicing, via spliceosome. The record is from RefSeq and is a predicted model, not a curated record. The coding region runs from base 152 to 1042 and encodes 296 amino acids.